Molecule: messenger RNA, 2433 nt
Organism: Zingiber officinale
Lineage: Eukaryota; Viridiplantae; Streptophyta; Magnoliopsida; Zingiberales; Zingiberaceae
Product: K(+) efflux antiporter 5-like
Exons: 19
Coding region: 234-2057 (607 amino acids)
Biological process (GO): potassium ion transmembrane transport; proton transmembrane transport
Cellular component (GO): membrane
Molecular function (GO): potassium:proton antiporter activity
Source: RefSeq, a predicted model, not a curated record
CGAAUCAAAUCCGCUCAUCUCAUUUUCCCUUAACGAGUUCAUUAGGUUUGCGUCGCUCGUUCCAGGCCCCGCGACGGCGGACCCGAUUCGUACCCUCUCCGAUCCCAACGGUUUGCCUACCGAUAGGUCCGAUACCGACUGACGAACAACGAAGGGCUCGCUGUUUCUUUGCGUUCCGCUCUCCGUCUAGGGAUCCUUUGUGCCACCGCCCGAUCGCCCAAAUCCUCCAUCCGAUGGCCGCCGAGGCCGAUUUGGCCAGAGGAGCGCUCUGGGUGCUGCUGUUGCUCCUCCUUGUCGUCGCCCUCGCGCCCUCGCCUGCGCUGGCGCGGCCCGACAAGGAGACGAGGGAGAAGUUCUACGGUGACCUUGUGAGGAGCAAGGUUCGGAAUAACACAGGCGAUGGGAGCAUCGCGGAUAUGUUCGAUCGCGUCCUCGAGAAGGAGUUCUCUGAAAACGACACACCUGAAGGUCAUGAUCAAAGUAACUUCAACAACUCUGUGGCAGAUCAUCAAGCUGUUUUGGAGACUGUUGCUAUAAUUACUCAUGACAAGUCAAAGAAGAAUGAUAGUCAUGAACAAAAUUCAACAACUAAAUUCCAAAUUGGGGAUGUUUUUAAUCUGGAAAAUGAAGGUUCUGAUGACAUGACAACUCUGAUAGAUAGCAAGGAUAAUGUGUUUGUAAUGUCUAAUCGUAAAACAAAAUAUCCAGUACUUCAAGUAGAUUUAAGAUUAAUUUCAGAUCUAGUGGUUGUGAUAGUUUCAGCCACCAUUGGUGGCAUUAUGUUUUCCUUCCUAGGACAACCAGUCAUUGUUGGCUAUCUUCUUGCUGGAUCUCUCAUUGGGCCAGGUGGUCUGAGAUUUAUUAGUGAAAUUGUUCAGGUUGAGACUUUUGCUCAGUUUGGCGUUGUCUUUCUCCUUUUUGCACUGGGUCUUGAGUUUUCCUCUGCAAAGCUUAAGGCAGUUGGUCCUGUUGCUAUUCUAGGAGGUCUACUUCAAAUAAUUAUUUUCAUGUUCUUAUGUGGCCUAACUGCGAUGCUCUGUGGUGGAAAAUCAUCCGAGGGCAUAUUUGUUGGUUCAUUCUUAUCAAUGUCAUCCACAGCUGUGGUAUCAAAGUUUUUGGUGGAAAAAAAUAUCACAAGUUCCCUUCAUGGACAAGUAACAAUUGGGACCCUCAUUCUUCAGGAUUGUGCAGUUGGCCUUUUAUUUGCUCUACUACCUGUUUUGGGUGGAAAUAGUGGCCUUUUCCAUGGAAUUAUGUCAAUGACAAAGUCGUUAACGGUGUUGGCAGUGUUCAUUAUUGUUGCUUCUCUAUUAUCGUGGUCAUUUGUUCCUCGCUUCCUGAAGCUUAUGAUUCAGUUGUCAUCUCAAACUAAUGAGCUCUACCAGUUGGCCUCUGUAGCUUUCUGCUUAUUGUUGGCUUGGGUUAGUGAUUAUUUAGGUCUAAGUCUUGAGUUAGGGUCAUUUGUUGCUGGUGUUAUGAUAUCUACGACGGAUUAUGCUCAUCAUACCCUAGAACAGGUGGAACCAAUCCGGAAUCUAUUUGCUGCACUUUUCCUUGCUUGCAUUGGCAUGCUCAUACAUGUUCAGUUCCUCUGGCACCAUGUUGAUAUAUUGUUAGCAUCAGUUAUUCUGGUUGUGAUAGUUAAGACAGUUGUGGCAACUGUUGUAGUGAAAGCCUUUGGAUACGGCAUCAGGACAGCAUUUCUUGUGAGUUUGUCAUUAGCUCAAAUUGGGGAAUUCGCAUUUGUUCUGUUAAGUCGAGCUUCAAAUCUUCAUCUAAUUGAGGGGAAAAUGUACCUAUUACUUUUAGGAACAACAGCACUUAGCUUGGUGAGGUUUUUGUAUUUCUGUUUAUUCAACUAUUACCUUCUUUUUUCUGUUUUAAUUGUUCCAAAGUUGAACUUAUUCCUCCCGGAGCAGGUAACAACUCCCCUAAUGUUCAAGCUAAUUCCUGUUAUAAUCCACCUUGGCAAUCUCAUGCGAUGGUUUUCAUCGGAGGCUAGUAUCCAGAAUGAGGAUAAAACUAUCAUACAUGAAGCUUAUGACAGGUCGUUGUAGCAUCCAAAUUCUUAGAUCCCUCUGCUCAGUUGCGCAGCUAUUGUCGGUGGUUUAGUGGUGAAAUUGGCAGUGCCAACUAAUGCAGCAGAAUACCUAAACAAAUCUGGGCGGUAUACUUUGUUACUUAGAAUCCCUAUACAAAUCUGGGCGGUACACUUUAUAACUUAGAGUUAGGCUUCACAUAUUCUUGUGUGUAUGUAUAUAUACAUCUUAGUGAAUGAUGAAGAUGAGCCUGGUGAAAUGGUCGUAUUUAGCUAGAAAGGAUUUUUUUUUUUUUUGAAAAUUCCCUUCAUUUUGGGGCAAUCUUUAUGAUCAUGGCUGAUGUGACAUUGUUAUCUCACCUGUUCUUUUAUGUUCGUUCUUUUUGUUGCUAUUA